Molecule: messenger RNA, 471 nt
Organism: Cylindrotheca closterium
Lineage: Eukaryota; Bacillariophyta; Bacillariophyceae; Bacillariales; Bacillariaceae
Source: the annotation of a GenBank genome assembly
AUGAGAACUACUGGACAUUUCCCCCUUCUUAUGAGCCUAUCGUUGCCCUUGUUGAGCAGUGCCUUGAUGGUUCCGCAGCAAUUGCAUCUGUCACCUGUAAAUCGGGCAGCUGGUUCUCGUUCUGUGGUUUCAGCCUCGAUUUUAGAAGAUUUUGAAUAUUCCGAUGCGAAUGCUAAUGGCAACACUGAAGCCGAUGAAAUGGAUCAGAAACUCUUUUUCAAGGUCCGCCAAGAGUUGGUCCAAAAGUAUUUGGAUCAAGGCGAUGAUUUGGCCAAAGCGGAACGAGAAGUGGAUUACUUUUUGAGUGACAGGGCGCGUUCGCAACAGUACAUUGAGAUGCGAAAGUACAACUUGAGUCAACUUGAGGACGGAUUGGGCCUCGAUUUGUUUAUGGGAUUGCAGUUUACCUCGGCCUUUGUCAUUGGUUUCAUUCUGCAUUCCCUGUCCAUGAACGCUGGGUCCUUCUUUUAA